Schistosoma curassoni is the source of this 931-nucleotide messenger RNA. NCBI's taxonomy places the organism in Eukaryota, Metazoa, Platyhelminthes, Trematoda, Strigeidida, Schistosomatidae. The record is from the annotation of a GenBank genome assembly.
CGUCUAUAAGACAGGCUAAAAACAAGCUAUCAGCUCAGAAACACUUUGAAGUAUCCGCUCACAUCAUGGUAUUAAGUGUUGCAGCAUAAUUACACCAAUUUUAUUCUUAAAGUGGGAUAGUUUACUAAGGAUUGUUAGAUAGAAAAGCAUGUUUUGAUGCCAUUGGUGUGAAUCUGAUACGUAGUAGUGGCUCGAAAUAUGCAUAUCACGGAGUGAGUUCCCCGACAUUUUGCUAAGUUACUCAACGAUAUAAUUGAUACUUAUUACCACGAUUAAGCGGAUCCCUAUGAACAUAACAUUUCUACGACUGUUGAAAAGCUCAAAAAUCGAUACAAAGAUCUUAGAAGCUUUAACUCAAAUGAGCCAGAAUAUAACUGUUCCUGUGACUUUUAUACGUUCAUUCAAGUACCGUACAACGUGUUAUUUGCCUUUGUCGAACAUUCCUCAGUCGGCGACUGUAAAAGACCUGUUCGAUCGCAUACAUCAUGAAGUAAAAACCUCUUCGGUUAUACCUCCUCCUUUCAAGAACCUUUGUUACGUGAAUGAAACUGAAGUGGCAGUGUUCAAAAUGAGCGAUUUUCUGGCUCAACGCGAUAAUCCAGAAUUUCUGUGGUGAAAAGCGAUAAUGUCACUAUGAAGCAACUAUUUGUAUAUAUAAUAUACUCCUUGAUUCGACCAUAACGUUUUACUGCUACUGUGUCUGGUACUGUUAAUCCUGAAGAUCUACUUUUGAUUAUGAAGAUGAUAUCUAGUGGUUACGUGCUCUUAUGCUACAAAGUGAGAAUGAUAUCUUAACAGAUUAAUUUCAGGAUAUCUUUUUCAGUAUCAUAAAAAGCACAAUAUUGAUGACACACUAGAAUAUUGGGAGAAGUUUAUGUAAUACAUCGGUGGGUUAGAUCUUCAUUGUUUGCUAGUCGGAAGUCCUUGUGGU